Molecule: messenger RNA, 1209 nt
Organism: Closterium sp. Naga37s-1
Lineage: Eukaryota; Viridiplantae; Streptophyta; Zygnematophyceae; Desmidiales; Closteriaceae
Source: the annotation of a GenBank genome assembly
AUGCGGGAAGGCGUGGAAGGCGGCGAGGAGGCGCCUAGCGAGGAAGCAGAGGAGGAAAUUGAGAAUGACGAGAGUGACGGGGGUGACCCCGGUUUUAACCCUGAAACGGAGGGAGGUUUGGAUGCGGAAACUGAAGAAGAGGAGGAGUUCUUGGAAUCGAAAUGCGGGGGGAAAUCAAGCAUGGAGGGGAAAUCAAGCAUGGAGGGGAAAUCAAGCAUGGAGGGGAAAUCAAGCAUGGAGGGGAAAUCAAGCAUGGAGGGGAAAUCAAGCAUGGAGGGGAAAUCAAGCAUGGAGGGGAAAUCAAGCAUGGAGGGGAAAUCAAGCAUGGAGGGGAAAUCAAGCAUGGAGGGGAAAUCAAGCAUGGAGGGGAAAUCAAGCAUGGAGGGGAAAUCAAGCAUGGAGGGGAAAUCAAGCAUGGAGGGGAAAUCAAGCAUGGAGGGGAAAUCAAGCAUGGAGGGGAAAUCAAGCAUGGAGGGGAAAUCAAGCAUGGAGGGGAAAUCAAGCAUGGAGGGGAAAUCAAGCAUGGAGGGGAAAUCAAGCAUGGAGGGGAAAUCAAGCAUGGAGGGGAAAUCAAGCAUGGAGGGGAAAUCAAGCAUGGAGGGGAAAUCAAGCAUGGAGGGGAAAUCAAGCAUGGAGGGGAAAUCAAGCAUGGAGGGGAAAUCAAGCAUGGAGGGGAAAUCAAGCAUGGAGGGGAAAUCAAGCAUGGAGGGGAAAUCAAGCAUGGAGGGGAAAUCAAGCAUGGAGGGGAAAUCAAGCAUGGAGGGGAAAUCAAGCAUGGAGGGGAAAUCAAGCAUGGAGGGGAAAUCAAGCAUGGAGGGGAAAUCAAGCAUGGAGGGGAAAUCAAGCAUGGAGGGGAAAUCAAGCAUGGAGGGGAAAUCAAGCAUGGAGGGGAAAUCAAGCAUGGAGGGGAAAUCAAGCAUGGAGGGGAAAUCAAGCAUGGAGGGGAAAUCAAGCAUGGAGGGGAAAUCAAGCAUGGAGGGGAAAUCAAGCAUGGAGGGGAAAUCAAGCAUGGAGGGGAAAUCAAGCAUGGAGGGGAAAUCAAGCAUGGAGGGGAAAUCAAGCAUGGAGGGGAAAUCAAGCAUGGAGGGGAAAUCAAGCAUGGAGGGGAAAUCAAGCAUGGAGGGGAAAUCAAGCAUGGAGGGGAAAUCAAGCAUGGAGGGGAAAUCAAGCAUGGAGGGGAAAUCAAGCCGCGGCAGCAAUCACAUUUGA